UAGUGUUCUCUUCUACCUUCUACCUUCUCUCUGCUACCUAUGAACUUCUGAAACUGUGGUAUUUUUUUUUUUCCUCAGAGGUGUAGAUAUAUGGGUUAUAUAUUACUAGAGAUGUUCAAAGGCUGAGAACUUCCUCAAAGUCUUUACAAGGGCACAGCACAUUCAGGCUGAGACUUAAAAGACACCAUUAACCACAAAACAUCAUCCAGUUGGAGAGCACAAUGGAUAUUGAAAAGGUGAUUUAUACAUUGUUGGAGGUGCUCAUUGCUGUUAGUUGCUGUUUGGGUAAUAUGUUGGUUAUUUUGGCGCUGUGGACCAGUAAGAGCAUCCAGCAGCCUACCUUCUGCCUUAUUGUCUGCUUGGCUGUGGCUGAUUUUAUGGUUGGCUGCUUGGCCAUACCACUGGCUGUGUUGGUGGACGGACGAGUGUGGACUUCAUUCUACGGCUGUCUCUUCAUCAGCUGCGUUGUCAUCUUGUUGACACUUGUCUCAGUUUUGUCUCUCACGGCUAUUGCAGUGGAUCGAUUUCUGCGGGUAUAUAUUCCUCUGAGGUACAAAAGGACUGUAACACAGAGACAUUCUUGGCUUGUUGCAGCAGCAUGUUGGCUCCUCGCAGUUCCACUGAGUUUUUCUCCAAUGCUUGGAUGGUACAAGCAUGAAACCUUAGCUACGUCAGUCAACUCUACCAUUGUCUGCAGGUUCAUAGAUGUGAUCCCCAUGUCAUACCUGGUUUACUUUAACUUUUUUCUCUGCACCUUGACACCUCUGUUGGUGAUGACUGCACUUUACGGCUACAUUUUCUGCAACAUCAGAGGAAACCUCAGAGAGAAACCAGGCAACUGUGCCCAAAAACAGUCUCAGAACUACCUGAAGAAGGAGAAGCAGCUGGCAGGAUCUUUGUCUCUGGUCUUGGCUCUGUUUGCCCUUUCCUGGAUCCCUCUCCACAUUAUGAACUGCAUUGCUUACUUUGGCGGGCCCAGUGUUGUACCAGUAAAAGCUUUCUAUGUUGGCAUCCUGCUUUCUCAUGCUAACUCGGCUGUAAACCCAGUUGUGUAUGCAUUCAGAAUACAAAAGAUCAAGACAGCGUACUUGAAUCUCUGGAGACGGCAUUUUACAUGUGGAGAAGACAAUCAAGGGUCUCAGACAAGCCAGACAACUGACAACAAUCUCAGUAGUAACAUGAACAGUGUGUCCAAAUUUGAGUGAAUAAUACAAAUAUUCUGGGGCAAAGGUUUCGUUUCAACGUUGUGUGUGUGAGUGAGGGAGGCACAUAUGAAACAGGAUGUUUGGGCAUUCUCUGCCAGAAAACUUUUGAGCACCAAAUAUUUAAGUUACUGCAGUCCGAUUAAUCUCUAUUCUCCAAUUUGUGCAUUUUCUGCACCACUUUAUGGUGUAAGUGUCUUUAUCUUUUGCAAAAUAAUAUUUCUCACCUGCUUUCAUGUUGUUUUUAUAGGGUGAGAGGGACAAAUGCACAUGUUCUAAACAGAUCUGAAAUCUAUACUAUGCAAAGACCGAAAACUUGAUUCCUUUUCAUUAAUAAAUUCACUUAACGUAAUUUUGGAUCUCAGUGGCAAAUAUUUCUUAUUGGUGUCAUACAGUGACCAGGCCCUGCAUCAGCCUCUCACCUGUAAUUUUUUUAACAGAGGUUUGUGGUUUGCUAUGUGCCCAUUCUUUUUUUCACUCUUGAAUAUCGGUAUAUUUUCAUCUGAUUUUGCAUUUUGUUCUGUACUUGUUUUUUGUAAGAAUGUACCUCUAGUCUGCCAGAAACUGUUAUAUGUACUGUUUCCACUGCUGUCAGUCAUUAAGUUAAGCUCUCUGUAUAUACUGUGCUUUCUCUGUACUGGAUGCAAAAGACUUAAUUUCACCUGACUCUAGCCUCAGUGUAAUAAUAUAAAAUCUUGUUCUGAAUGUUGAUCUUCAGAUAAGGUUUCACACCCUUGUUGUGAACUUCUGUCUCCACUAUGCAGUGAAUAAAAACACAUCUGAA
Plectropomus leopardus (leopard coralgrouper) is the source of this 1986-nucleotide messenger RNA. RefSeq names its product adenosine receptor A1-like. Gene Ontology annotation, cellular component: plasma membrane; dendrite; synapse. The record is from RefSeq and is a predicted model, not a curated record. Gene Ontology annotation, biological process: G protein-coupled adenosine receptor signaling pathway. Lineage: Eukaryota; Metazoa; Chordata; Actinopteri; Perciformes; Serranidae. Gene Ontology annotation, molecular function: G protein-coupled adenosine receptor activity.